Epithele typhae is the source of this 1359-nucleotide messenger RNA. Its product is annotated as NIF-domain-containing protein. NCBI's taxonomy places the organism in Eukaryota, Fungi, Basidiomycota, Agaricomycetes, Polyporales, Epitheliaceae. The transcript is spliced from 5 exons. Bases 1 to 1359 code for a protein of 452 amino acids. Gene Ontology annotation, molecular function: protein serine/threonine phosphatase activity. The record is from RefSeq and is a predicted model, not a curated record.
AUGAACUCCCUCUCCUACCUCUCCCGUCAGUUCGAUGUCCUCGCCUCCCCACGGACGCCACCCGGCACCCCGACGAACGAGGACGCCCCCUUCGCGCUCAAGACAGACCCUCACGCUCGUCUAAAGCGUUCUGGCUCCACCAAGUCCUUCCUCGCCCCCCAGCCCUCGUCGUCUUCUCACACCUGGCUCAAGCGGUCCUACUCGUCGCCCGCCCAGGUGAACCCGACCGCAAGCCUGCUCGCACCCGUCUCGCGUCGCCCAUCUGUGUCUGCUGCUUCCACCGAGAAGGCCAUCCGGCUCAAGGGCGGCCGCGACGCGUCGCCCGCGCUCCGCCACAUCUUCUUCGUCCGUAUCGUCCUCCAGCUCUGGCAUGCCCUGCUCGCCGCCAUCCGCUCUCUUCCCGGAAGGUCAUUGCCCCCCAUACCGGUUGUGGUAGAUGAAGUGGCUGUAGACGACGCCUCGGACGAUGAGGACAAGGACACCGAGGAGGACGAGGGCAGCAAACACGAGAAGGGACCGCCAGCACCUGUAUCAUUAGACUCUUCGCCCCAUUCACCAUACCAGCCAGCCAACCGCUCCCCUCUCUCGCAAGAUCCACGUAAAGCCCCGCCGACACCCCCGCCAUUAGUAAAGGCCCUAGAAGCCGGCGCGGAGCUAGAGAAGGAACGGCGCAUCACACCAACGCCGCCUCUAGACCUGAAGGCUCUCCUCGCGCCCUCAAUCACGCCUCCCGGUGCCCGUUCUCGUGCAGAUACUCCAACCCCUCCCCCGAAGCAAUCACCUUUCCACCGGCAAAAGACCCUGGUGCUCGAUCUCGACGAAACCCUCAUCCACUCCACGUCGCGACCCAUGCCAUACGUCGGCGGCUCCGGCCUCUUUGGCUUUGGCGGCCGCAACAAGGGCGCAGGGUACACGGUUGAAGUCGUCCUGGGCGGCCGCAGCACGCUCUACCAUGUGUACAAGCGGCCGUUUGUGGAUUAUUUCCUGCGCAAGGUAUCGCAGUGGUACACGCUUGUAAUCUUCACGGCCUCGAUGCAGGAGUACGCGGACCCCGUCAUCGACUGGCUCGACGCCGGCCGCGGUAUCCUGGGCCGGCGCCUCUUCCGCGAGUCGUGCACGCAGCUGCCCAACGGGUCGUACACGAAGGAUCUGUCGAUAAUCGAGCAGGACCUCUCAUGCGUCUGCCUGGUGGACAACUCGCCGGUGUGUUACACGAUCAACGAAGCGAACGGCAUACCUAUAGAAGGCUGGACCCACGACCCACACGACGAAGCGCUGCUCGACCUCCUUCCUGUGCUUGACUCGCUUCGCUUCACGAGUGACGUCCGGCGCGUACUUGGGAUCCGCGGCUUCUCAUGA